UGUAUAUUCCUAUAUGUGCUGUAUAUAGUGUCUGCUGGGGGCUCCGUACAUUGCUGGGUCCUAUAGAUCAGUCCUGGGGUCUCCUCUAUACUGUGUGUAUAUAUAAUGUAUAUUCCUAUAUGUGCUGUAUAUAGUUUCUGCUGGGCGCUCUGUACAUUGCUGGGUCCUAUAGAUCAGUCCUGGAGUCUCCUGUAUACUGUGUAUAUAUAAUGUAUAUUCCUAUAUGUGCUGUAUAUAGUGUCUGCGCUCCGUACAUUGCUGGGUCCUAUAGAUCAGUCCUGGGGUCUCCUCUAUACUGUAUAUAUAAUGUAUAUUCCUAUAUGUCCUGUAUAUAGUGUCUGCGCUCCGUACAUUGCUGGGUCCUAUAGAUCAGGCCUGGAGUCUCCUGUAUAUUCCUGUAUAUAGUGUCUGAGCGCUCCGUACAUUGCUGGGUCCUAUAGAUGGUCACUGGUGGGCCUGACGUUUUGGUUACUAGAUUUCUGGUUUUCAUCGUUUGCUCGCCCUCGCCCUAGCAGAGGUUACAACCUUGUGUGAUGUCAUCAGUGUGACCUCAGCAGGAAUUACUGCAGCCCCCAGUAAGGAUCACAUAGUUAUAACCGCUGUCCUGGGUCAUCGUUGGGGCGUAACCCUUAGUACAGUCUUCUCUUACUAGAUAUCUUGCCUUCUUGCUGAUGGUUUCUGUAGCUGGGAACAUUGCUGACUGUUUCUCUUUCUCCUCAGUCUAUGAGUGUGACCGUCCACGGAGACCUCAAUGCCUCUCACAGAGUCGCCCUUCAGCUGCCGCCUGCUUGAUGGUCUGUUUUACAUGAGUUGCGUUCUCGUCUUUCCAUCAUACUGGUUCGUUGACCGUCUGCUGUCCUGCGUGGUGUCCACCAGUGAUGAGCGCUCCCAUGGAUCUGCCCUGAGGAUCCUGUGCCUGGUGUUUGGGGCGCCAUUGUUCCUGCUUCUCUUCGUGCUCUCUGUACCCCUGUGUGUUUUUGGUCUUCUCCUAUGGGCUCCUCUCCAUCAGGUUCGCCGUCCAUACAGUUAUCAGCGAUCUGUGGAUUCCCAGGAUCCUCCAGACAGAACCAUCACUGGUGACUGCUCCUUCAUCUUUGUCAGUGCCAACCUGUGUCUCCUGCCGGACGGUUUGGCCCGCUUUAGUAACCUGAGCCACACACAGCGUCGUGUUUCCACCAUCUCCAAGCUUCUGUGUGCUUCUCCAACGCUGGAGAAUGGUGAGGACUCACUACCGAUCUGCAGUGCUGAGGAUGUCCUUCCCAUGAUGGAGAUGUCUCAUAAGAAGAGCGCAAGAGAGGACGACCUGUUCGAAGUGUCUGUGGAUUUUCCUCAGAAUGCUGACUUUAUAUGUCUACAGGAGGUUUUUGAUGGACGAGCCUCUCGGAUACUUCGCCGGUGCCUUGGUGGUUCUUUCCCCUAUAUCUUGUAUGACGUGGGCCCCUCAGGACCUCAUAGUUGCAGCUUCAAGUUCUUUAACAGUGGAUUAUUUCUGGCCAGCCGGCACCCGCUACUUCAUGCCAAGUACUAUAUCUACCCAAAUGCACGUGGGGAGGAUGCGCUGGCGUCCAAAGGCCUCCUAUGCGUUAAGGUUCGCCUGGGAACCACAGAACAGAAGCAAAGCAUUGUGGGAUACAUAAACUGUACCCACCUCCACGCUCCGGAGAGCGAUGCCACCAUACGCUGUGACCAGAUGUCUCUGCUCCUUCAGUGGGUGUCUGACUUCCAGGCUGAGAACACUCAGGACGGGGAACUUGUUGCCUUUGAUGUUCUCUGUGGAGAUCUGAACUUUGACAACUGCUCGUCAGAUGACUGUCUGGAGCAGAAGCACGGCUUAUUUUCCAUUUAUAGAGAUCCGUGCAGAGACCGCGCAGGACGAGAUCGUCCUGGGACCAUAGGGACCCUACUCCGACAGGAGUUUCUGUACCAUGAAGCUGUGAACUCUCCAGCCAGGCUGAAGAGCACCCUCCAGUCAGACAGCGAGCGCCGGCUUUAUGUUGCGGCACCAUUACCUCAGGAUGAUGGUGAUGGACAAUGGACGGGACGACGCAUCGAUUAUAUUCUGCAUCGGGAGGCGGACUCUCUGCUACCGGUUGUUGUAGAGAAGUUCCAGUUCAUCACACGAUUGGCCGGCCUGUCGGAUCACGUCCCUGUGGCCCUGCACCUGUCCUCCUCGCUCCCAGAGAUCACCGCCCUGUGACCGGCUCCAGUGGGCACCCCUGGACCCACGUACUUCACUGACUCUGAGGCACAGACCUCACUGAUGCCUGUGGUGAUCUCUGGAGGCACAGACCUCCCUGAAGCCCGGUGGGGACCUCUGGACACAUAGACCUUGCUGACAUCCAGUGGGGGCCUCUGGAGGCACAGACCUCCCUGAAGCCCGGUGGGGACCUCUGGACACAUAGACCUUGCUGACAUCCAGUGGGGGCCUCUGGAGGCACAGACCUCCCUGAUGCCUGUGGUGAUCUCUGGAGGCACAGACCUCCCUGAAGCCCGGUGGGGACCUCUUGACGCAUAGACCUUGCUGACAUCCAGUGGGGACCUAUGGAGGCACAGACCUCACUGAUGCCUGUGGUGAUCUCUGGAUACACGGACCUCACUGAAGCCCAGUAGGGACCUCUGCAGGCACAGACCCUGCUGACAUCUGGUGGAGACCUCUAGAGGCACAGACUUCACUGAUGCCCCGGUGUGGACCUCUGGAGGCACAUAACACCUGGUUCUCUGGGUUGGACUCCUGGAACUAUGUUGUCAAUGAAAUAGAUGUAUUUGAUAUGAGGUUUAUUGCUCAGCUUCCUGUUGCAGGGACAUAGGGGCCACAGGGCUGUCAGUGUGAUCCUCCUAGCACCAGGACACAUCCUUGAGGUCUCUGCCCCUGGACCCCCAGUGGAGCCUUUAGUCUAUCCUUCUGUCCUGUCCAGUUUCUCCUAGGCAGAUACUGGAUAAUGGCUGACUUUGCAUCGCCAGUGUGGAGGAGAGGGAGUCACCCAACUUUCCCGAGGCUCUGAAAAACCUAUAAACUGUUACCAGCAUCUACAGUCAUAGCAUCCCUUUGUACUAUCCUCUGUGUCAGUCUACAUUGUUCUGGUAUUCUGUUCAGAGCCACCCCCAGUCCUGUCCUGAGCGGGAAGCUUCAUUCCAUAAACUAAAUUCUUUGUAUAAUGA
Molecule: messenger RNA, 3159 nt
Organism: Bufo gargarizans (Asiatic toad)
Lineage: Eukaryota; Metazoa; Chordata; Amphibia; Anura; Bufonidae
Product: sphingomyelin phosphodiesterase 5-like
Exons: 7
Coding region: 752-2197 (481 amino acids)
Biological process (GO): sphingomyelin metabolic process
Cellular component (GO): extracellular region; cytoplasm
Molecular function (GO): sphingomyelin phosphodiesterase activity
Source: RefSeq, a predicted model, not a curated record